Molecule: messenger RNA, 2393 nt
Organism: Condylostylus longicornis
Lineage: Eukaryota; Metazoa; Arthropoda; Insecta; Diptera; Dolichopodidae
Product: fibrillin-1-like
Exons: 4
Coding region: 1-2208 (735 amino acids)
Source: RefSeq, a predicted model, not a curated record
AUGCUAAUAAUAAAAGCUUUUAUUCUCUUUAUUGCAAUCAAUGAGAUCAGCUCACAAAUUUGUAAUAAAACAAUUUUGGAGACAUAUCGAAUACAUGUACAAAAAACAAUAGAUAAAGUUUAUACAGAAUAUAAUAAUAUUACCGGUCGUUAUGUAUUAAAAACAAAACCUGAAACAACUUAUAUUCCGGAGGUAAGGUCACGACCGAAAGUAAUUCAAACAUGUUGUCCAGAUUAUGCGCGAGUAAUGAACCGUUGUAUUCCACGUUGUGAUAACGUAUGUGAAAAUGCAAGAUGUACAGCACCUAAUACAUGUACGUGUCUUCCAGGUUAUCAAAGAUUUAAUGAUCAUAGAUGUAUACCAAUAUGUUCAAAUUGCCAGAAUGGUCGUUGUAUUGGACCAGAAAUUUGCACUUGUAUUUCUGGAUAUAUUAAAGAUGAAAAUGAUACUUGUACUCCGCAAUGUGACAAUUGUAAAAAUGGAUUUUGUAUAUCACCAAAUGUUUGCACUUGUAAUGAUGGUUACUACAUGUACGAUGAUGAUGACGAUGAUAAUAGUACUUGUGUACCAAAUUGUUCUAAAGGUUGUCCAAAUGGAUUUUGUUCAGCUCCCGAGACAUGCACUUGUAAUUCUGGAUAUAAAAUUAAUGAAGAAACGGGAUUGUGUGAACCCUUUUGUCCAACUGAGUGUAUUAAUGGACAUUGUACUGCUCCAAAUUUCUGUACCUGUGAUGAUGGUUAUUAUUAUCAACUACAUGAAAGAUUAGGUAAAGGUUAUUGUAUGCCGAAAUGUUCGAAAGGUUGUCAAAACGGAUACUGUGCAGCACCAGAGUUAUGUUAUUGCGAUAGUGGAUUUGAAAGAAAUUCCACCGGUGAUUGUGUUCCUGUUUGUAAUGGUGGAUGUACAAAUGGUCGUUGUAUUGAGCCUGGACGAUGUGAGUGCUUACCUGGUUAUAUUAAGGCUAAUAGUUCAAACCAAUGUGUUCCGCAAUGCAGAGAUAUUUGUGAAAAUGGUUUUUGCUCAGCUCCAAAUAUAUGCACAUGUAAUGCGGGAUUUACAUUAAUAGAAGGUAGUACUUCUAGAUGUCAACCAGAAUGUGAAGAGGAUUGUAUAAAUGGAGUAUGCGUUUCACCAAAUGUUUGUAUUUGUAAGCCCGGAUAUAAAUUUAUUAGUGGUAGUAAAUCAAUUUGUGAACCAUUUUGCGAAGAAAGAUGUGAAAAUGGUUUUUGUAGUGCUCCUGGAGUAUGUGACUGUAACUUUGGAUAUCGUAAGAAUAAUUUAGACAUAUGUGCACCGUAUUGUGAGCAAUCAUGUACUAACGGUUUUUGCAAAUCGUUUAACACCUGUUCAUGUUAUCUUGGUUAUGAAAUGAUGAACAAUACUUGUAUUCCUACAUGUGAUUCAUGUGAAAAUGGAGAUUGUAUAGCACCAAAUAAAUGUGAAUGUCAUAAAAAUUACAAGAAAGAUAAAAAUGGACAAUGUAAACCACAUUGUAAGAAAAAAUGUGUAAAUGGUUAUUGCUCAACACCAUACAAAUGUGUUUGUAAGAAAGGAUAUAAAAUUGAUUCAAAUGAUUCUUAUAUGUGCCAUCCUGUAUGUGAUAAUUGUUUACAUGGUACAUGUGUUUCACCAGGAAAUUGUGAAUGUAUUGAUGGUUACCAGUUAAAUGUUUUAACCCAACAAUGUGACAAAAUUAGUUUUACUACCGAAAGUAUUGUAAAAAAAUUUUCAAGAACAUCACAUUUUAUUCCAUUUACGGAAAUAAUUAAUACUAGUGAUCCGACAGAAAGAACUGAACAAAUACAAAUUGCUGAUGUAAUCGGUCCAAAUAUUAGAACGUAUAAAAAUGAAAAUUCAAAAAUGUUUUGGAAAAAAUUUUGUAAUUCGACAACAUGCCCAAAUGGAUAUUGUGUUAAAGAAGACUGUUAUUGUAAUGAAGGAUUUUCAAAAAAUAUUGACGAUAUAUGCAUUGAAAGUCAUAUCGAUACUUGUGCAACAUAUCCAAAGAAAUGUUUAUUUAAAUUAAUUUCACUAAUUUAUGUUAUAUUAUUAACAGUUUUAGUUGUAGCAAUAUUAAUAUUAUUAUGUUAUUUUAUAUUUCGCGAAGAUAAUCCAAAAAGAGUAAAAUUGCAAUACGAUGAAGAAUUUCGAGAAAAUCUUUAUGAUAUUCCUUAUCCUCCAAACAGUCAAGAAACAUCUGUGAUAUAAAAGCUAAUAAAUACGAUUUUAAAUUAAUAUUUUUGAUAUAAAGACUUUAUAACAUUUAUAAAAUUUAAAAAGAAAAUAUUAUAACAUUUUAAUUUAAGUUUAAUAAUUCUAUAUUUUUAUGGUUGUAAAUACAUAGUGUUGUAAUAGUGUUAUAAUAGUGUUAAGAUUAUAAUUGACUGCAUGUA